Coffea arabica (coffee) is the source of this 777-nucleotide messenger RNA. The record is from RefSeq and is a predicted model, not a curated record. NCBI's taxonomy places the organism in Eukaryota, Viridiplantae, Streptophyta, Magnoliopsida, Gentianales, Rubiaceae.
AUGGUUAGGAUUAGAGGUGGUUCUACGGGGGUCGGACGCUCUUUUAGACUUAGGGAUGAGGACAUUGAAAUUGUGGAACCGUCUGCCAAAGUGUCCAAAAAGAAAACUACAAAUAGAGGUGGAAAAGUGAAGCAAACUGCUCAAAAGAAUCGAGAUGCUCCAACUGUUGAGCCAUCUAAUGAGCAGAUGGAAGAACAUCACUCUGAAGAAAUGGAGGAACCCACCCAUGCUGAAGUGAUUGUCUCGAAAUCAUCUGGGAAAAGAAAAAGGUCUGCCCAAAAGGGAAGCACUGAUCAAUCAAAUGCAGAGAAAAAUGCUGAAGUUCAGCACACCCCUGAACCAUCUACCAGAAAAUCUCCACGAACAAGGCUUGAGGUCCAGAGUACUGAGUUAUCUGCCAAGCAAACUGCAAAAAGGAAACGGUCUGGAAAGAAACCAGUAACUCAGCCUGCUAAGGAACCCUUUCCUCUGCCAAAAUUCAUUAAUGAUGAGUCCACCUUUAUUGAAAAAAGGAAUCUUCUCGUGCCUCCAAUCCCUGAAUUCAAUGAAAGUACUCAUAAAAAAGAGCCUAGACCUCAGCCCACAGAGCAUACUCCUGGUACUAAAGCCACUCCAGAGGCACAUGCUUCCAGCUCUCAGCCCAAAGAUAAAGGCAAGGCUCCUGUAACUGUGGAGACAACUGAAGAUGAUGAUGAUGAUGAAACUGAGGAUGAAGUGGAUCCUGAGCAGUUUCGUCUAACCAGGAGAAGGUCUGGAUCAUUGAAAAUCACCAUCUAA